UUUAUCUCAAUUGACAUCUACGCCAAUAUCGCUGCUCCUCUAGAUAAGCACAGUCAUCAUUAGACUCAUUCAUCAUGACACAAAGCGGUACACUCAUCUUAUCUGAGGCUCUUUCAGCUCUGCCCCCAGUACCAUCCUCGCAUCAACAACUCCGAACUCAAACACGCUCCACCAUUCAAAACCCCUCCUCACCAGCUCCCCUACUAGUUAUCCUUGAUGAUGACCCAACAGGAACACAAACAUGCCACGAUAUCACCAUCCUAACAGUCUGGGACGUCCAAAACCUAGUCUCAACAUUCAAGCAAGUCGGGACAGGCAAUGGUUUCUUCAUCCUUACCAAUUCACGCGCCCUUCAUCCCCAACAAGCUCGUGAGCUCAUGAUUGAGAUCUGCACCAAUCUAAAGACAGCUUCUCAGGAGACAAACCUUCCUUAUGAGAUCGUGCUACGCGGUGAUUCCAUCUUGAGAGGUCACUUUCCUCUUGAGCCUGAGGCAGUGGAGCAUGUGAACGGAGCGUUUGAUGCGUGGAUCUUGUGUCCGUUCUUCCUUCAGGGCGGGAGAUAUACUAUUAACGAUAUUCACUAUGUUCAUGAGGGUGAUAAGCUUAUCCCUGCAGCUGACACGCCUUUUGCAAAGGAUGCGACGUUUGGAUACAAGAGUUCUAAUCUAAGAGAUUACGUCGUGGAGAAGUCCAAGGGAAAUAUCACGCCCGAGAACAUUGAUUCAAUCGACCUUGAGACUAUCCGAGUUGGCGGGCCAGAUGCAGUUCUGAAGAAGAUCAUGCAGCUCCCAAAGAGAAGCGAAACUCCUGUUGUGCUGGUCAUCAACGCGGCUGCAGACGAAGACAUUGAUGUUGUGGUUACCGCUCUUCUACAGGCGUCGCAGCAAGGGAAGAAGUUCUUGUACCGAACAGGCGCUGCUUUUGUAUCAGCACGUCUAGGCAUUUCAUCUAUCCCGCCUCUUUCAGCUGGACAACUCGGCUUAUCUAAAAGCGUCGGUGGUCUCAUCAUCGCCGGUUCAUAUGUACCCAAGACGACCGCGCAAUUGGACUCUCUGGUUCAGAAGUCGGGCAACAAUCUGACCACUAUCACGCUCAAUGUAAAAGCACUCCUCAAGUCUGACGAGGCAGCGAAAGAGGAUGUCGCAAAAGCAAUUGAGCUUGCGUCACAGCAUAUCAAGAACGGGCAGGAUGUUCUAGUCAUGACAAGUCGGGAGCUCAUCGUCGGAAAAGACGAGGUUGAGAGUCUGGAUAUUGGCUCAAAGAUUGCACUGGCUCUGGUGUCGUUCCUGCAGGGACUAGAGCAGAAGCCUCGUUACAUUAUCGCCAAGGGCGGAAUUACAUCUUCGGACAUGGCGACAAAGGGAUUGAGGAUGAAGCGUGCUCUUAUUGUUGGCCAAGCUGCACCUGGGGUUCCGAUGUGGAGGUGCGAUGAGCCAGAGUCGAAGUGGCCGGGGUUGAACUAUGUUGUUUUCCCCGGAAACGUUGGGCAUAAUGAUAGUUUGUAUGAGGUUGUGAGGCAGUGGAGGGAGUUUGAGUAGUAUAUCUAUCACUAAAUAAGCACAGUAUAUAACUAGAAUGCCCUG
Fusarium oxysporum Fo47 is the source of this 1583-nucleotide messenger RNA. RefSeq lists its product as uncharacterized. The record is from RefSeq and is a predicted model, not a curated record. Lineage: Eukaryota; Fungi; Ascomycota; Sordariomycetes; Hypocreales; Nectriaceae. The transcript has a single exon. The coding region runs from base 75 to 1538 and encodes 487 amino acids.